Sus scrofa (pig) is the source of this 2713-nucleotide messenger RNA. RefSeq names its product trace amine associated receptor 1 (gene TAAR1). Gene Ontology annotation, biological process: G protein-coupled receptor signaling pathway. Gene Ontology annotation, molecular function: trace-amine receptor activity. The record is from RefSeq and is a predicted model, not a curated record. Gene Ontology annotation, cellular component: membrane. Lineage: Eukaryota; Metazoa; Chordata; Mammalia; Artiodactyla; Suidae.
UUUUUAAAGCACUGGUAAUAUUUACCUUCUCUACUUAGUUUGCUCACAGCUAGCUUCCUGAUGCUGGUUUAGAAUAAAAGCACCUCCCAUUUACUUGUCUCGAUAGUAUACUGUUACCUUGUGUCAGAAAGAUUUAUCAUCAGCUUUUUUUUUUUUUUUUUCAGGUUUGGAUAUCUGUGUCGUCCUGUCUUUAUUAACUGCGGUCCAGUCUGUCUUAGCGCAGCAGCGGCUCUAGCCAGUAGCAGGUGUACAGAGAGAUACGUGCAGAUGGUCUCCUCCCAAAGGCAGUGUUUCUGCUCAUCCACUGGCUAUGUGACCCUUUCCUGAAAAGGUUUGUGGGAUACGUACAUGGAAAUAAAAGAAGGAACUUUAACCUGAUUAUGAAUUUUGAAGAAAGGAAUGCAAAAGGAAAAGAUAAUAGUGGCUAGUCCUCAGGAAUGACGUCCUUUUGCCACAAUAUCAUUAAUAUUUCCUGUGUGAAAAGUAGCUGGUCGAAUGACGUCCAUGCUUCCCUGUACAGUUUAAUGGUGCUCAUAAUUUUCACCACGGUGGUUGGCAAUCUGAUAGUUAUUAUUUCCAUAUCACACUUCAAGCAACUUCAUACCCCAACCAACUGGCUCCUUCAUUCCAUGGCCACUGCGGACUUUCUGCUGGGGUGCUUGGUCAUGCCUUAUAGCAUGAUGAGAUCUGUUGAGCGCUGCUGGUAUUUUGGAGAAGUCUUCUGUAAAAUUCAUACCAGCACUGAUAUUAUGCUGAGCUCAGCAUCCAUUUUCCACUUGUCCUUCAUUUCCAUUGACCGAUACUACGCUGUGUGUGACCCAUUGAGAUACAAAGCCAAGAUCAAUAUCUUGGUUAUUUCUGUCAUGAUCUUCAUUAGUUGGAGUAUUCCUGUUUUUGCAUUUGGAAUGAUCUUUCUGGAACUCAACUUCAAAGGAGCGGAAGAGAUGUAUUACAAACACGCUCACUGCAUAGGUGGUUGUUCUGUCUUCUUCAGCAAAACAUCUGGAGUUCUGGCCUUUAUGACUUCUUUCUAUCCUGGCUCUAUCAUGUUGUGCAUCUAUUGUAGGAUAUAUUUCAUAGCGAAAGGGCAGGCAAGAUCAAUUAAUGAUACAAAUCAGAAGCUUCAGAUUGGGUUGGAAGAGAAAAAUGGAAUUUGAAGCAAAGAAAGGAAAGCUGCAAAGACUUUAGGGAUUGUGAUGGGAGUUUUCCUAACAUGCUGGUGUCCUUUCUUUGUCUGCACAGUUAUGAACCCUUUCUUGGACUAUGCUAUUCCACCCACCUUGAAUGAUGCGUUGAUUUGGUUUGGCUACUUGAAUUCCACUUUUAAUCCAAUGGUUUAUGCGUGUUUCUAUCCCUGGUUCAGAAGAGCACUGAAGAUGAUUCUGUUUGGUAAAAUUUUCCAAAAAGGUUCAUCUAGGUGUAAAUUAUUUUUAGAAUCAAAUCCAUAGAAUUAUUACCUUUACUAUUUUGCAAAACAGUUGGUGGUCAUGUUUAUGAAUGCAAUAUAAUAUCAACCACGUGUACCAACUAUAGGGACUUUUAGCAAUUAUUUGAGCCAACGAUUGUAUAGUGACAUAUGAUGCUUAUAUCUUACUUCCUAUUUGCCAUUCUUACUAUACUUAUUGAAGCUUUGCAAGUCCAGAUUUAAGGAUUACAGUUUAAAGAAUUUUUCCUGCCCUUACAGGAACUGCCAUGAAAUUGACAGCAGUAUCUUACUAGUUGCUCAGUGGUAGAAACUAAGGGGCUACAUUUGGAGAUGCAAAUUAGAAUGACUUUGUCAUUCAUUUGAUUGAAUAUAUAUGCCUUAUUGUAAAAUUGACUAAAAUCUACUUUAUUUUUUUAAAAUCAUACUUUAAAUGCUAUUAUUAAAUAACUACAUAAUUUGCUAUUUAUCACUAAUUCUUUUUAAUAUAUUCUAAUUAUUAAAUCUCUUAAUUCUAUAUUUUUAAAAUAUAUUUUUCCUGAUUUUCAUACUUGGAGGAAGUUUAGAAAGUAAAGCAGAAGAUAAAGUAAUGUAUAGAAACAAAGUGAAAACUAAACGAUCACUCAUAGCUCACUACAUGAAAGAACUAUAUUAUUCAAAAUUCUUAAAAACAUCACUUUUUGGUGACUAUAUAAUAUUACAUUGAUGGAUGCACAAAAAAAUUUUUAAAGCAUUUUUCUCUUGUUGACCACUAAGUUAAUUUUGAUUUUUUUUUUCAAAUAGUGGAAAUUAAAUGCCUGUUACUUGUUGCUGAAGCUCAUGAAAAUGUCUGGAAGGAUUUCAUCAUAUUUCGAGGACAUGAGUGGUGCACUAGGUCUCAAAAUAUAAGCUGUGUGAAGUAAAAAAAUUCGCCUAUUGGGCUCCAGGCUACACCAAAGAGAAGCAGUUCUCCAUCAAAGCAGCUAAACAUGAGGGCUGAGAAGAGUUGGCACACCAUGUCUAUUAAGACGCAUACACAAAAGAAAAAUGAGGACCAAAUAGUGGUCUCCACCUAAAAGAAGUGGGCCACCAUUCUCACUCACAAGGAUCAAUUUAUAAUCCCGUUAUUUCUCAUCCAGACUUCAUGUAGUCCCUGUCAUCUUGAGUAGCACCAGGGAUUGGAUGUAUUUAUUUAAUAAUAGUGACUUGUGCUCAUGGUAAGUUAGGAUAAGGCAGCUAAUUUUAUUUAUUUACUUAUUUAUCUUUAAGGCCACACUUGUGGCAUAUGGAAGUUCUCAGGCCAGGGGUUGA